This is a messenger RNA of Penaeus chinensis, 834 nucleotides long. RefSeq lists its product as uncharacterized. Lineage: Eukaryota; Metazoa; Arthropoda; Malacostraca; Decapoda; Penaeidae. The transcript has 4 exons. Bases 1 to 834 code for a protein of 277 amino acids. The record is from RefSeq and is a predicted model, not a curated record.
AUGUGCUAUAGCCUGGGGCUUCGCAUUAAAAGAGGUCUCCAAAGUUUGAACACUUCAGGCAGUCUUGAGGACGUCCUAAGCAAAUUGGAUGAAAUCAUGUGGACACAUUUUGACGCUGUGUCAAAGGUCAACCCAAGCCUACGUGUUUCCAUGCGAUUUUGCACGUUUCUAGUGAGCUCCUCCUCGACUUUUGAGUAUCGAGAGGACGUCCAGCUCCUGAAGAGAUUGGCGGCGGGGACUGACCCGGCUCCUGAUCUCUUGGUGACUGCAUACUCCACUUGGACACUGGGAGAGAUGGACUGGGGACACGUUAUUCCUUAUCUCAGUGUCUUGGACCUCAUGAGAGAAGGACUCUCUCGAGUGGUCCCACUGCUACAUCGCAUAUCACUGCGAACUCGCGUCCUUGUGCUGUCGGAGAGUCGCCUAAAGCCCUUUGCGCCUCAUGAGAACCACAUGCGACCCGCCAUCUUCUCUGACAGCAACAUCGAGUGGAGUGACAUGAUAUUCUUCCACUACCUCCGGGAUGUAGAAGAAUCCCGGAUCCGAGACGGACGGUCGCCCUCGGGCUCUCGGACUGAGAGGGACUGGCUGAAGGCCGACUCGGAGGGCCUCUGGUGGUGGGACUCGCUCCUGCCCCAUGGUCUGGCCGUGAGGGCUCUGUGCGCGGAUUUGCACAUGCAAAACCUCACUCUCACGCCGCUGUACGCUCACUUGCGAUGCGACGACACAAACCACGACGGCGAGACAACACUGGAAGAGGGAGUGACUAUGUUGCUCAAUCUCAUAUGCAACACUGCUACCAGUUUACACGUCGACAACGCUUGUUGCCAAUAG